CUCUUCCUGCGUUCACCCCCCUCUCCAUCUCUCCUCACUCCGGACUGAAGUUGCGGGGCAGCCGGGAGCGGGCAGUGCAUUUUCUCUCUUUUCAUUUCGACACAGAGUCUUCUCCUUAGCCAACCUGUAUGGUGGAUAUAAUAUUCAACUCUUCUUUUUUGGAUGAUAUGGGUGAUCAUUCCAAAAAGAAAUCCGGACUAGCGAUGUGUGUCGGCUGUGGCAGUCAGAUCCAUGACCAGUACAUCCUGCGGGUCUCCCCCGACCUGGAGUGGCACGCAGCCUGUUUGAAAUGUGUGGAGUGCAAUCAAUACCUGGAUGAGACAUGCACUUGCUUUGUACGAGACGGAAAAACAUACUGUAAGAGAGAUUAUGUAAGAUUGUUCGGUAUAAAAUGCGCAAAAUGCAGUUUGGGAUUUAGCAGCAGUGAUUUGGUCAUGAGAGCUCGGGACAGUGUUUAUCACAUUGAAUGUUUUCACUGCUCGGUGUGUGGCCGGCAGCUUUUGCCCGGGGAUGAGUUCUCUGUGCGGGACGAGGAACUGCUGUGUCGAGCAGAUCAAGGUCUGUCUCUGGGGCGCGGAUCAAAUGGAAGCCCACUUAGCCCGGGAAACAUCCACAGCAGAGCUUUACACAUGGCAGCUGACCCGGUGUCGGUCCGACAAACCCCACGUAGGAACCACAUGCACAAGCAAUCAGAGAAGACCACUCGGGUGAGGACAGUGUUGAACGAAAAGCAGCUGCACACUUUACGGACGUGCUACAACGCAAACCCGCGUCCAGAUGCGCUCAUGAAAGAGCAGCUGGUGGAGAUGACAGGCUUGAGCCCGCGAGUCAUACGAGUGUGGUUCCAAAACAAGCGCUGCAAGGACAAGAAGAGAUCUAUCUUCCUGAAACAGUUACAACAACAACAUGGCGAUAAGACUAACCUGCAGGGUAUGACGGGCACUGCGCUGGUUGCAGGGAGUCCAAUAAGACAUAAUCAUUCAGUGCCAGGACACCCGGUGGAAGUGCAGACUUAUCAACCACACUGGAAAGCGCUCAGCGAAUUUGCACUCCAGAGUGACUUAGAUCAACCUGCCUUUCAACAGCUGGUCUCUUUCUCGGAAUCCGGUUCUUUAGGAAACUCAUCGGGCAGCGACGUGACGUCUCUUUCAUCACAGUUACCAGACACACCGAACAGUAUGAUACCGAGCCCGGUGGAGACGUGAGAACGACUGCUCGUCUGAUGGCCAAUCAUGCUCUCCGAACCCAUCAUGAGAUCAGCUCAUCACUGGCGUGGGACAUUUUAUUACCAUCACCAGACAGCUCCAUCAGACGUGUUUCAACAAACUGCACUGAGAAACAUUUUUUUCCCGAAAUACGACACCAAAUCCACGAUGGGUCUGGAAGUAAAAUGAUGCAAACUAGUAAUUUGCAAUGUAAAUGUACCUUAAAUAAGGGACAUUGUUCACUCGAAAUGGAUAUUCUUAUUCGUUAUGAUCGUUGUGUAUGUGGCAUGGAUAUUUUGGAUAUUUUUUGGGGAUAUAUCUUUUCAAAAGACUCGAUUUCAGAAGAUGGGAUUUUUUUCCCCGUUAUGAAAUGUAACGGAUGACCAUUUGAGUCUCUGCAACUUAAAACAAUUAAAUUAUUGUUAUUUAUUGUCACAUCAAUUCGCAAAAAAAAAAAUAAAUAAAUCA
This is a messenger RNA of Xyrauchen texanus (razorback sucker), 1673 nucleotides long. RefSeq names its product insulin gene enhancer protein isl-2b-like. Gene Ontology annotation, molecular function: cis-regulatory region sequence-specific DNA binding; DNA-binding transcription factor activity, RNA polymerase II-specific. The transcript has 6 exons. Gene Ontology annotation, biological process: positive regulation of transcription by RNA polymerase II; neuron fate specification; axonogenesis. Bases 129 to 1205 code for a protein of 358 amino acids. Gene Ontology annotation, cellular component: nucleus. NCBI's taxonomy places the organism in Eukaryota, Metazoa, Chordata, Actinopteri, Cypriniformes, Catostomidae. The record is from RefSeq and is a predicted model, not a curated record.